AUGUCUCAACCAAGCCGAGUGAUGCGAAUGUUCGAGUUCGAGCUCGAGCAUAAUGCGAGAAUGCUCAGGAACUACGUCUGCCAUCUUGGUGCUGGAGAGUACCAGGAUGCUAGCGUUUUGUUGCAGCUGAUGGACAGGAGCCUCAGUGAGCUGCUUCGCGAUGACGUCCUCGAGUUUGGGAGAUACAAAGUAGCUAUUGUCCUUCAACUGCGCUUGUUGAAGCAGGAUGGUGUCACCGGUGACAAGGUGUUCAUCAGCUUCUUCGUGCGCACGCGAACCACCAUCAUCCUGAAUGAUGAUGAUGUUCGUUACAAAUUGGAUAGUGCUGCAGCAGAGAUCGAUGCUCAAAUCGAUGAGUUUGUCCGGAAUGGAUCGGGGUGGAUCGUGGAUCACGUCGAAGCCGUAUAUCUGGAAUUGUCGAAAUUUGAGCCGAUGGGAGGUGGAACGUUCAUCCAUCUCCCCCAGCACAUCAAGGCUAAGACAGCCUGCCUCAAUGUCAUCAACAACGACGAUCAGUGUUUGCAGUGGGCUCUGCUGGCCGCAAAACAUCACGAGGAUGUUGGUCCAAACAACAUUCGAGUAUCGAAGUACGUUCCAUACGUCGACGAGCUGAACUUUGCCGGUGUAGAGUUUCCAGCUAGUAUGUGUGCCAUCACGACGUUGGAGCAGAACAAUGUCGAUCUCGCCGUCAACAAUUUCGGCAUAUCGGAUGAUGGGAAGACUGUCGUUCCGCUUCGUCUGACCAGAAAAGGCGAUCCUCAGGAAGCCAUCAAUCUGCUCCUGUUUUCUGGUCAAACUGAGGACGAACGUAACGUGCAGCACUGGGUGUUCAUCAAGAACAUGAGUCGUCUGGUACACAACAAAAGUCAUCAUUCACGGAAGGUGUGCUACCGGUGUCUGAACGUGUUGAGUACUCAGACGGCUCUGGAGAGUCACCAGCUGCAUUGUAAAGACCAUCUCAUCGCGCGGGCGGUGAUGCCGCAGAAGGGUGAAAAGCUGCGUUUCACGCAGUACGAGAAGCAGCUUCGUGCACCGUAUGUGAUUUAUGCUGAUUUCGAGAGCAUCAUCACACCUCAUGCUGAGCCUAAAAGCAUUGGGGGGAAGACGAAGCAGCACUCGGAGCACAUACCCUGUUCUGCCGCAUACAUCGUCAUGCGCAGUGAUGGCACCGUGACGGAUACGUUCCAGCAUACGGGCGAAGAUUCAGUAGAGCAGUUCCUGACCUCCCUGGAACUGCAGGAAGUCUCCAUUCGUGAAGACUUGGAGAAUCGUCGCCCUAUGAACCUGACGCCUGAUGAGGAGGCUGGUUUUCUCAGCGCCAGGGAUUGCUGGAUAUGUAAACGUCGUCUCGGAGGGGAUCGUGUGCGUGACCACGAUCACAUGACGGGUGCGUUUCGCGGAGCAGCGCACAACUCCUGUAAUCUUCAGCUGCGCAUCGUACCCGGCAAGGUGAACAUCCCGGUGGUGUUCCACAAUCUCAGGGGGUACGACGCGCAUCACAUCGUCAGUCAUCUCGGUAAAACGAAGAUUGACGAAGUGACGUACCAAGAUGCUGGAGACAAGGAGCACACGGAGCAGCGCGGCUCCAUCAACAUCGUUCCGUCCAACAUGGAAAAGUACAUCGCUAUGAUGUGGCGGCAGUUCGUGUUCAUCGACUCGUACGCUUUUCUCAGCACUUCGCUGGAUAAGCUUGCGAAGGCAACACCUGGAGAAGCGUUCGUCCGCAUGCGUGAUCUGCAUGAGGGGGAUCCCGAGAAGACGGAUCUUCUGCUGCGGAAAGGUGUAUACCCGUACGAGUACAUGGACUCGUUCAGCCGCUUCGACGAGGAGAGUCUCCCCCCACGGGAGAAGUUCUACUCGUCGCUGUCCGAGGCACACAUCACCGAUGACGAGUACCGUCACGCGCAAACCGUCUGGAGCAGGUUUGAUUGUGUCACUCUGCGUUAUUAUCACGAUCUUUACCUGAAGACGGACGUGUACUUGCUGGCGGAUGUAUUUGAGAACUUCCGCACCACCGCCAUCGCCACGUACUCGCUAGAUCCGGCCAACUACUACACGCUGCCCGGGUUUGCGUGGAGUGCGCUGCUCAAGGUGUCCGACGUCAGUCUGGACCUGCUGUCUGACGUGACGAUGCACACCUUCAUCGAGCACGGCAUCCGCGGUGGAAUCAGCAUGAGUGUGCAGAGGUACGCUAAAAUCCCUAAAAUCUGCGCUGACUUUCAAACUUUAUGA
This is a messenger RNA of Sycon ciliatum, 2232 nucleotides long. RefSeq lists its product as uncharacterized. The transcript has a single exon. Gene Ontology annotation, biological process: DNA replication. Gene Ontology annotation, molecular function: DNA binding; nucleotide binding; DNA-directed DNA polymerase activity. Bases 1 to 2232 code for a protein of 743 amino acids. The record is from RefSeq and is a predicted model, not a curated record. Lineage: Eukaryota; Metazoa; Porifera; Calcarea; Leucosolenida; Sycettidae.